Molecule: messenger RNA, 2167 nt
Organism: Lontra canadensis (Northern American river otter)
Lineage: Eukaryota; Metazoa; Chordata; Mammalia; Carnivora; Mustelidae
Product: bile acid receptor-like
Exons: 11
Coding region: 371-1897 (508 amino acids)
Biological process (GO): negative regulation of inflammatory response; cell differentiation; negative regulation of transcription by RNA polymerase II
Molecular function (GO): zinc ion binding; RNA polymerase II cis-regulatory region sequence-specific DNA binding; nuclear receptor activity
Source: RefSeq, a predicted model, not a curated record
UCUUCCCUCAAAACCCCAAAUUUUAUAGUUUUAUGCUGUCUCAAUUAAAUAUGAAUGUUAAGUUUGUGGGCAAUUGAAACUAUUGUUAAACUGUAAGCUGUUGAGGGUAUUUUUGGAACUCUAUUUAGUUUCCACCAUCAUUCAUUUAGCUUUUGCGAAAUGAAUAAGCCAAUUGUUGUUACUAUGAUAGUCAAACUAUAAAAAGCAUUUGCUCCUUGAAGAUGAGAAAUUUAAGUAGAUUAUACAUGAUUGGUCUUCUCCUGAAGAAUGAUAAGACAAUUUUGGACUGUGGUUGGACUCCAGGUGACAUUUGAUGUAAUAAUUUCUAUUUCAGCAUUCACUGAUGAGUAAGUGAGACUUGGAGCAGAGAAUGGCAAAUUCUUAUGUCACUACAUCUGAUGGUUACUGUUUUGCUGAACCAGUGCAAUACUAUGAUAUUCUGCCAGAGCAAAUCAACUAUCAGCUGCACGACACUGAUUUUCAAGAAUCAGCUUAUUGCCAGUACUCUACGGUCCAGUUUCCAACAGCUCUGCAGUCCCAAUCUUUACAAAGUCAUUUCAACACUUACAGCUUGGAUCCACAGUUCGGUGGUGGAGAGUGUGGAUUUGGUUCCUAUGAACUAAAUAAACCCACUUAUGUGGUUGACCAUGAUGCUGAAGAUGGAUAUUCUGGAAUAAAAAGGUCCAGACUAACUCACUCUUCUAUUCGGAUUAAGCGACAGGAAGAACUCUGUGUAGUUUGUGGUGAUAAAGCAUCAGGAUAUCAUUAUAAUGCACUUACUUGCGAAGGUUGCAAGGGUUUUUUUCGACGUAGUAUCACCAAAAAUGCAGUAUAUCACUGCAAGAAUGGUGGCCACUGUGAAAUGGACAUGUACAUGCGUAGGAAAUGUCAAGAGUGCAGACUGAAAAAGUGUAAGGCAGUAGGAAUGCUGGCAGAAUGUUUGCUCACAGAAAUCCAAUGCAAAUCAAAGAGACUUCGAAAGAACUUUAAACAGAAGAAUAGUUUUUACUCUAGCAUCAAAGUGGAAGAGGAAGGACUAGACAACAAGCUUGUAUCAUCCACCACUAGAGCUGGAAAAAUGAUUAAGGAGAGUAUGGAACUAACUCAAGAGGAACAUCAGCUCAUUAAUAACAUUGUGGCUGCUCAUCAAAAAUAUACAAUUCCUUUAGAGGAAACAAAGAAAUUUCUGCAGAAGUAUGUAAAUCCUGAACUGAGCUUUUUGAGACUCUCGGAGACAGUGGUCCUACACCUACAGGGGUUAAUGGAUUUUACCAAGGGACUCCCAGGAUUUGAAAAUUUGACAGCUGAGGACCAGACUGCAUUAUGCAAAGGAUCAAAAACUGAAGUGAUGUUCCUUCAUGGGGCCCAACUUUACAGUCAGAAAGAAUGUCUUUCAUCAGCUUCUGAAAGUCCUAUGAGAAUAUCAGAUCAUUCAGAUCAUUCACUGAAUUUUCCCAAUCAGAGUGAUAAUAGAAGUGUUAUUUAUUCUAUGGAAACAUUUUGCAAUGAAGACUGUCCACCUACUACACUGACUGGUAUUGCUGAAGAAUUUAUUACCACAUUGUUUUACUUCUACAGAAGAAUGAGUGAACUUAAUAUUACUAAUACUGAAUAUGCUCUGCUUGCAGCAACAACUGUGUUUUUUUCAGAUCGUCCAUACCUUAAAGAUAAGCAGCAUGUGGAAAAUAUACAAGAACCCAUUUUACAAAUUUUGUACAAAUAUUCAAAAAUUUAUCAUCCAGAAGACCUACAGCAUUUUGCUCGUCUCAUAGGGAGGCUCACUGAACUGAGAACACUGACUCACAACUACUCAGAAAUACUUAGCACCUGGAAAGCAAAGGACCCCAAAUUGGCUAGUUCACACUUGGAGAAAUGGAAUUUGUAUUCACAUUGUUGAAAUUUAGAAUGUUGUGGUUUGUCUUAAAACUUUCUCAAUCUAGAUUUUUGACUCUAUCAUCAUAGGAUGACUGAUUUGAAAAACAAACAGGUUUGCUAGGUAACCAAUAUAUCACCAUAAAAUGGAUGUCAUCAGUGCUCAUCAAAUUUUGUGGAAUAUAGGACGAACCACUAGAGGGACAUCUAGGAUUCCUUUCAAGAUUUUACUCAAAAGAAGCAAUGACUAUUUUGUUACCGUAUGGUUCCUUCAAAAGGGAAUAAUGUUAAAUAG